Molecule: messenger RNA, 1824 nt
Organism: Cinara cedri
Lineage: Eukaryota; Metazoa; Arthropoda; Insecta; Hemiptera; Aphididae
Source: the annotation of a GenBank genome assembly
AUGGAGUAUGAAAAAAUGUUAACAAAAGGCACUUUGCUAGCCAUUAUGAAUAAUGAAGAAAUCAAAGAUCCCAUUAUGCAAGUUCUUGGUGUUCGUAAAAUUACUGCAGCAGGAGCAAAUGAAAGAUACCGUCUACUUAUUUCAGAUGGCCAAAAUUUAAACUCUUUUGCCAUGUUAGCAACUCAAUUAAACAGUAUGAUUUUAUCCGGGGAACUGACUGAGUUUGCUAUUGUAAAGAUAAAACGUCAUAUUAUCAGUAAUUUAACUGAUCGUUCUAAAGGAAGUAAACAAGUCAUGAUUCUAAUAGAUUUAGUUGUCAUGGUACCCGGUAAUGUUGUUUCAUCAAAAAUUGGUGAUCCUAAACCAAUUGUCGAUAAUUCAGGCCAUAUGGUUGCAAAUGGAACGUCUGCUCCAGCAGUUGCAACUCCUAAACCUCAGUCUAAUUCUGUAAAAAUGCCUACAGUUCAGUCUAGUGUGAUAAACAAUGGUCUCCAAUCAGUUAUUGAUGUUGACAACAUCCAUCCAAUUAAUUCAUUAAGCCCAUAUCAGAAUAAAUGGACUAUAAGGGCUAGAGUUGUAUGCAAGACUCCCAUACGUACAUGGAGUAAUCAAAGAGGAGAUGGUAAACUUUUUAGUAUGGAUUUAGUAGAUGAAAGCAGCGAGAUUCGUGCCACUGCUUUUAACAAUGAGUGUGAUAAGUUCUUUGAUAUGAUUGAAGUAAAUAAAGUAUAUUUUAUUACGCGCGGUGCUAUUAAAACAGCAAAUAAAAAGUUUACAAAUCUCGAUAACGAUUAUGAACUCACUUUUUCUUCGGAAACACAAAUUUUCCCAUGUCAUGACUUUGAUGAUUCACAAAUGCCUGCUAUGAAAUUUAAUUUUACACAAUUGAGCCAAGUGAAAGAUAUGGAUGUAGAUAGUAUAGUGGAUAUCAUUGGAGUAUGUCAAAAUGCAGGAGACGUGACUAAUUUAGUGUCAAAGACUACAAGAAAGGAGUUGCAAAAAAGAGAUGUGACUUUGGUUGAUCAAUCAUUGAGUUCGGUCACUGCUACCUUGUGGGGUACCCAGGCUACAGAUUUUGAUGGAUCAUUACAACCUGUAAUUGCUAUAAAAGGAAGUCGAAUUAGAGAAUUUAUGGGCAGCAAAUCACUAUCACUCUUAGGAUCCACUAUAAUGCAAAUUAAUCCAGACAUAGAAGAAGCCCAUCGUUUAAGGGGUUGGUAUGAUUCACUUCCUUCAAAUGUAGAAUUUAAUAGUAUUUCAACGCGUUCCGAUGGUGGAAUUAAUACUAAAUUCCUUACAAUUAAAGGAGCUCAACUUGCUCAGCUCGGCAGUGGCGAUAAAGCUGAUUAUUAUAAUAUGUACUCUCAUUUGAUUUUUGUAAAAUCUGAAUCUGCUCUUUAUAAAGCAUGUCCUAAACCAGAUUGCCAGAAAAAAGUUAUUGAUCGUAAUGAUGGAACAUAUCGUUGUGAAAAAUGUAAUGAUGAAACAGAAAAUUUCAAAUAUAGAUUAAUGCUUCAAGCUCAAUUGAGUGAUUCGACUGGAAACCAGUGGGUUACUAUGUUCCAGGAAGCAGCUGAAACACUUUUGGGAACUACCAGUACAGAAUUAGGGAGGUUGAUGGAAGAAGCCAAGGAAGAAUAUUGUGAUGUUUUUCAAAAACAGAUGUUUAAACUGUUUGAUGCCAGAGCCAGGGCAAAGAUGGAAACUUAUAACAACGAGACCAGAUUAAAAGUAUCUAUAGUCAACAUGAAACCAAUAGACUACAAAAUAGCUAAUGAAAAACUGAUUGCUGAUAUAAAACGUUUAAGUGGUAUUUCAACAUAA